UCUCUGCCUCGCCGAACUCCACACGCCCGCCGCCUCUCCCGAGCCCGGCCGCCCCCGCCACGCCCUCGGCGCCGGCCGCCCCUCCCGCGCCCGGCCGUCCCCGCCCCCCGCCGCGGCCGCCCCCGCCGCGCCCGGCCCCCGACGCGCCUAGCCCCCGACGCCCGCCCCCGCCGAGGUCGUCCCGACCGCCGCCGCGGAUGCCCCCUCCGCCGCCGCGCCUGGCCGUCCCCACCCUCGGCCCAGCCCGCCCCCGUUGAGGUAUCAGCAAUCUCUCGCUGCUUCGAUCGAUCAUAGCUGAAAAACAUGCAGCAGACAGAUGAUACAUACUUUUAUAUGGCUCGAUUUCGAUUGAAUGCAAUGCAAUGAUGGCAACAAGGACCAAGCUAAGCAAGCUUAUCAUUAGCCUGCUCCUCCUUUGUAUCUUGAUCUUUUUAUCUCGUUUGCAAUGAUGGCAAGGACCAAGCUAAGAAUGCAUCAGGCAGUGGCCAGCUCGAUGAUCCGGAUAAUUCAGAAUUGCUUACUGCGUGGAAAUUUAACGCGGCUCCGUGCUAGUACGCAGCCAAGUCAGAUCGUCGAGGCCGGCCUGAGACAAGGGGGCAGCUGAGCUGGGUACUCAUCACCCGGCCCCAUAUAUGCAUGCAAUAUACUGCUAGCUACCUCAAAUGCAGUUAAACUGAUCAAGAGGACAGGACGGACGAUCUGCCACAUAAUUGUAAGCUAUAUAUAGCUACCGCAAUGAGUUAUCACCUUAAUCAGGGUACGCAGUGAGUUAUCACCUUAAUCAGAAUAAAAUUGAAACCUCCAAGGAUGCCAAACUUGUACUCACAACUGAAAGCCUUAAGCAUGGGCUCAACAUGCUCCAAAGCAUGCAAAAUGGUAACAAGAGCUCCAAAAACUCACUGAAGGAUGUUGUCACAGAGAAUGAGUUUGAGAAAAGGCUUUUGGCAGAUGUUAUACCUCCAAAUGACAUUGGAGUUACCUUUGAUGAUAUUGGAGCCUUGGAGAAUGUAAAGGACACGUUAAAGGAGCUGGUGAUGCUCCCUUUGCAAAGACCUGAGUUGUUCUGCAAAGGGCAGUUAACAAAGCCUUGCAAGGGGAUAUUGCUUUUCGGAUCUCCUGGCACUGGAAAAACUAUGCUUGCCAAAGCAGUAGCAACUAAAGUAGGCGCUAAUUUCAUCAAUAUAUCAAUGUCGAGCAUUACAUUGGUUUGGUGAAGGGGAGAAGUAUGUAAAGGCUAUUUUCUCACUAGCAAGUAAAAUAGCACCCAGUGUUAUAUUUAUUGAUGAGGUAUGCAAGCACACAAGUUUACUUUAGUAACCACUACCUUGCUGAUGCAUGAACAAGACGACAGGUUAGACUUUGUCGAAACCCUCUUCAACAGUGGAGGUAUCGACCAUCACUCUUCAUUGUAACCCGAUGGUGAUCGGCGACCGUGAGCUUCCAUGUUAUUGUGUUCUGAUACUUGAGACUUUUUAUUAUGACUAUGUAUGAGAUAUUGUCUCUUAUUAGUACUGGAUGAUGAGAUGUGUCUUAUUAUGACUAUGGAUGAGACUUUUGUGAUGUAAUUGAUGAGACUAUGGAUUUAAAUAUUGUUAUGUGAUUGUGUGUGAGAUGUUUUAUAUGAAAA
Molecule: messenger RNA, 1627 nt
Organism: Zea mays
Lineage: Eukaryota; Viridiplantae; Streptophyta; Magnoliopsida; Poales; Poaceae
Product: protein MSP1
Exons: 5
Coding region: 855-1214 (119 amino acids)
Cellular component (GO): mitochondrial outer membrane
Molecular function (GO): ATP hydrolysis activity; ATP binding
Source: RefSeq, a predicted model, not a curated record